Molecule: messenger RNA, 885 nt
Organism: Corylus avellana
Lineage: Eukaryota; Viridiplantae; Streptophyta; Magnoliopsida; Fagales; Betulaceae
Source: RefSeq, a predicted model, not a curated record
CAAAUCCCCAUUGACAAACACUUCCUUCGCCCUAAUCAGAAAACAAACGUCGUCGCCGUAGCCCCGUAGGUUACUGGUUCGACUUUCGAUGGCUUCGGCGCUCCGCAGGCUUCUCAGAAAAUCGCCACCCACGAGACUCAUCGCCGCUCUACAGAAUCCACAAGCCCCAAAUCUAACAGUACCUCUUGUUUUCCACCAAACCCAUCUCAUCGAACCCACCAAUGCUAGCACGUGUCUGGGUUCAGUCAAAGCGGAGAACUUGAUCCAUUCCCAGUUCUCACACAUUUACCCGAGCUUUCCAUUUGGGUUUUACUUGAACCCGAUUUGCUCAACUGGGUCGGUCCCGUCCGAGGCGGAGGAUGCGGCGUUGCAUGAUUGGCGGACGGUGUGGGCGGACAGUGUGAAGAAGAAGAGGAAGAGAAAGAUGAACAAGCACAAAUACAAGAAGCUGAGGAAGCGUCUCAGGAGGCAGACUUAGGUGGGUUUUUUUAGGUGAGAGUUGAUGAUGUUUUGGGAAUGUAUCAGAUUUGGUAAUUGUUUAAUUUGAAAGUUAGCUGUUUUGAAAUGAAAAGUUCCCACCUUAAUUAUUCUUUUGGCAAUGAUGGCGGAAGAGAUUGUUUAAAUCCUAAAUGGGGUUAUUUUGUAUUGUCACUUUUCCUUUUGGCAAUAAGAAGAAUUCUUGGAGUUCAUUUUACUGAUAACUUUGGUUUAUGUGUAUUUCUUGGUUGUGGAAUAGGACGCGUGUAAUGGGUUUAUGCUCUUGAAUGUCUGCAUGUAUAUGCAAAACUAUGUAUUUUGGUGUGGAUUGUAGCAUAUGUUUGUGUAGCAAUUCUAGCAUGUUUUGCUUAUGGUUAACUGUUAAUGCAAGCUUCGGUCCUUUUGCUA